GAUGUAAGAGCGUCGGUCUAGUGACGCGUCGAGUCCUGCGUCUCGUCACGUUCACUACGUAUUGAUAUACUUGAUAUUCUCAUCUUUGGAGUGCUACGUUGAGAAUUGCCCAGUGGUUUGCAAUCUAUCAUGAAGAAGUAAAUGGCGCGUUGGUACUUCGAACGGGAACACCUGGAUGCUGCUUUCUACGCUGCCAAUCGCCCGCAUUAAAAAACAAAAUCUUCAAGUCAGUGCUGACAACAUUUUAUGCCUUUACUUUAUGCUCUCUUGUCGAUAGAAGAGAUUUGUUUGCUGUUAACUUUCCUCGUACUAUGAUAUUUUUAGGUUAUCAGACUCCAGCGGUUAUUUCUCGGUUGGCCUUAUGAAACGACUCCUAGUCUCGUGUUACAUAUAUGAUUGCCUUUAUCUUUAUUUUACAAUGUUAUUUCAUUGCCAAUUGAACAAUAUCGCACAUCAUGCUUAAUGGCAAUUGCUGAUUAGGAUUUUACAUUUAGUACAGUAGCUAUGGGAACUAUUGCAAAGUGUCUUUGACAUAAAAUAGAACAUUAUGUAAGGGUUUAUCGCAACAUAGGCUCGCCUGGUAUGCGAUAACAAAUAUUUAUGCUAUUAUGGCUUUUACAUUGAGUGAGCUAUGGUACUUGACCGCACAGAAGUUGUAAUGGAAUAUGUUUGGUUUUGAUAUUGUAUGCGUACAUCUUUCUGCUAUUUUCUUGGUAUCAUUAUGAAUUAUUUGAUUUCGGAGUAAAUGACUCCUGCAAAAAUGACGGCGGAUUCUGAAAAAGAUAAUAUUCACUGCUUGAUAUGCAAUAGUAAAGUUGGAGUGUCUACUAGAAAUAGUGUACGCAUUUUCAGCGAGAGCUCGGUUACUCAGUCUGACAAACCGCUUAUUGAUACAAUAUGUACGGUACUUGAUUUAGAGUUAAACGAAGAGAAUGUGCACUCUCUCGUUGUAUGUAAGAAGUGCUUUAAGCUAUUUAACGAGAUCGAUGAAUUAGAAACUAGAUUGGCAGAAAUCAAAUUAGAAAUUUACACGAACUAUAAAAGAACAAUAAAAAAAAUUGUCCUUCAAGAUGACGAGGAUUACAAUGAUCAUGAUUAUAUAGAUAAUUCAGAAAGCGUGCCAUCAGAAUCUUCAAUGACCAAAUAUAAUCAGAAACCUAGGAAGAAAGUAAUAGGUAUUACAACCUCAUUUGAUUCAGAAAAUGCUGAUGAGGAGGAACAGAAUCAGGAUGAUAACGAAACUGAAAAUGAAACAGAGAACAAAGGAUUCACUGAUGAUUCAGACCAAAUUCUUAUUAAGGUUGAAUCAAUCUUAGAUUCAAAAGAUUCUGAUGGAAAGAUUAAGCGUGGAAAAGUAACCGUGAAAAUGGAGAGUUCGCAGGAACAAGUUGUAGCUAGGGAUGGGGCUGUAUAUACAUGCUUGCUAUGUCCUGAGGAUGAAGAGAGAGGAAUGGGUGAUGCAAAAACGAUUAUAAUGCACUUAAAAUCUGAACAUGAGGUUCGGCUGUAUAUUUGUGAUAUAUGUGGCAUGGAUUUUAGAAAAAGGACCGAACUAUCUGUCCACCUUGAUGAUCAUGUUGCGAAAGAGGAAGGCGAUUUUCAAUGUGAAAUUUGUAACAGAAUAUUUAGUAAUUUAAGAUUAUUUAGAAUUCACAAGCGAAUACAUUAUCCACAAUCAAAAUCAUGGCCGUGUGAAACUUGUGGUAAAAGAUACAGUUCUAGGAAUUUAUUAGAGGAGCACAUCAAUACCCACACUGGUGUUCGGCCCUAUGCUUGUGAAACUUGUGGAAAAGAUUUUGCUUCAAAAUAUACAUUUAAAGCACAUAUGAAAACGCACGAAGUUCGACCACGUCCUUUUGAAUGUUCGCAGUGUAAUAAAACGUUCCUCAGUCAGCAGAAUCUUAAUCAGCAUGAAAAAACUCAUAAUGGUGUCAAAGAGUAUGUGUGCCAUCAGUGUGGAAAGGCAUUUGGUUCUCCACACAAUUUGGAAGUCCAUAAUAUUGUACACAGUGGGUACAAACCAUUUAUAUGUCGUGUCUGUGGUAAAGCUUUCGCACGAAAAGCGGAAAUAAGAGAUCACGAAAGAACACAUACGGGAGAAAAGCCGUAUCAGUGUGAAUUUUGCGGGGCUACUUUUAGUCAGAGAUCAAACCUGCAGUCUCAUAAGCGGGCCACGCAUUACAAUGAUAAAAGAUAUAAAUGUGAUGAUUGCGGAAAAGGAUUUAAGAGGCGAAGACUUUUGGAUUAUCACAUAAAAGCUGCUCAUACAGGCGAGAGGCCAUUUAAGUGCGAAACAUGCACAGCCACGUUCGUUUAUCCCGAACACUUCAAGAAACACAUGCGCAUUCAUACCGGUGAAAAACCGUAUCUUUGCGAGGUUUGUGGAAAAGCGUUUAAUAGUCGUGACAAUAGAAACGCUCAUCGAUUUAUUCAUAGUGAUAAAAAACCGUAUGAAUGUUUGGUUUGCGGUAUGGGAUUCAUGAGGAAGCCACUGUUAUAUGCGCACAUGCAAACGCAGGGGCAUUUAAAUGAUACAAUAGUCGUAAAUCAGCCUCGAUUAACAACGGAGGAGGACCAAGUUAUAAGCAUUCCAGAUAACAAUGUAGAACUGUUGAUGGAGGGAGCAGAGAAUGAACAACUGGAAGAGACAGAAUUAUAUAUAGCUGAAUUAAAAGAUCAUGUGAUCGUUCAACAAGAUGAUCAAAUAUAUCAGGAAGAAGGAGUAUUAGAUAUGCCUACCGAAGAGACUAUAACAGACGAGGUAGUGGAACAUUUAGUUGUGGAUGGCCAGAUCAAUUUUACUGGCACCGAAGUCAUGGAAUGCAAACCCGAUGAUUCAGAGCACGUUGAAGAAGUAUACAGUUACAAUGACAGCGAAGAAAGCGAGACAGUAGUUGUACCGGCUACAUCGGACUACAAGGAAAUAGUUGGAGAUUCGCAAAAGGCAGUACGAUUAGUUCAAAUCAGAAUACCUUCUUCCUCUACAGGUGAAGGUAGAAGCUGGUUGAAUUUAGUACAAAACACGUGAAUCUGUACAUAACGUAAAACUGCUUAACACCUCUCGCUAUCAAUUUGUUGGUUGUAUGCAUAAGUUCAACGUGCAUCCUUUCAUGUAAUAUUGUUAAGGGUCCUUGAUAGUAAAACCGGUGAGCUGAGUCGAUCGUCGCGCCUCUUUACCGAAUUAAAGGAAUUUUUUAAUCAGAUCAUUUACUUUAUCGAUUCUGUUGAUCGCUGAAUUACCAUAUUGCCACACGGUAUGGCAAUAUCGCCAUCGCCAAUAAUGGCCGUACGGCUAUGAUUGGCUACAUUAUUCACUACGAAGUGUAAUCAACAAACGUGUAUGGUCGUUAUUUCCAUGUUGUCGCUUGACUCCUUUAUCGGUACCAUAGUUUAUCGAUCUAUUGAAUAGACAUUAAUGCAUUCGAUUAAUAAACGUAAUUUGUAAUGAAAUAUGAAUUCUGCGCUGUACCGAUUAUGUUGAGACGAUAACAGAUGUUUUUAAGUAAAUAUAUCAUAUACUAUAAUAA
Orussus abietinus is the source of this 3527-nucleotide messenger RNA. Its product is annotated as zinc finger protein 436. NCBI's taxonomy places the organism in Eukaryota, Metazoa, Arthropoda, Insecta, Hymenoptera, Orussidae. Gene Ontology annotation, molecular function: RNA polymerase II transcription regulatory region sequence-specific DNA binding; DNA-binding transcription factor activity, RNA polymerase II-specific. The transcript is spliced from 12 exons. Gene Ontology annotation, cellular component: nucleus. The record is from RefSeq and is a predicted model, not a curated record. Gene Ontology annotation, biological process: regulation of transcription by RNA polymerase II. Bases 746 to 3028 code for a protein of 760 amino acids.